GAUGGUUGGCUAUGAUCCGGAUUCCGAGUGUGCCUCCCUUUCAACUGUGCAAAUAGCAGCAGCAGGAUCCGCUUCUGGAUUGGUCACUCGGGCAAUGAUUGGCCCCUUUGAUGUGCUAAAGAUUCGGUUUCAGCUUCAGAUAGAGCAGCUUUCUUCCAAAAAUCCACAUGCGAAGUAUCAUGGUAUCUGGCAGGCUGUUGGUAAGAUUUUUCAGGAGGAAGGGCUCACCGCCUUUUGGAAAGGCCAUGUCCCCGCUCAACUUCUCUCCAUCACAUAUGGGGCUGUCCAGUUUGUGAGCUUUGAAUUUCUGACGAAGCUGGUACACCAUGGCACGCCUUAUGAUGCUCGUGACUUCGCUGUGCACUUUAUCUGUGGCGGUCUGUCUGCUUGUGCUGCUACUGUGACAGUUCAGCCUCUUGACACGCUGCGUACCCGCUUGGCUGCCCAAGGGGAACCAAAGAUUUACAGGAACCUCCGCCAUGCCGUGGUUAGCAUGUACCAGAAAGAAGGGCUGCUGACUUUCUAUAGGGGGCUGAGCCCAACCAUCAUUGCCAUUGUUCCUUAUGCCGGCUUCCAGUUUUCCUUCUAUAGUCUCCUGAAGAGGGUAUACAACUGGCUUGCUCCAAGCGAAGAGAUGAAGAAAGGUAAUGUUAAAAACUUUGUGUGCGGCAGCUGUGCUGGAGCCCUCAGCAAAACCCUGACUUAUCCCUUUGACCUGUUCAAGAAGCGUCUGCAAGUGGGCGGCUUUGAGCAAGCCCGGGUGGCCUUUGGGCAGGUUCGAACAUACACUAGCAUCACGGACUGUGCCCGGCAGAUAGUCUUGGAUGAGGGAGCCAGAGGAUUCUUCAAGGGCCUCUCCCCGAGCUUGCUGAAGGCUGCUUUCUCGACAGGCUUCACCUUUUUAUGGUAUGAGUUCUUCUGCAGUCUUCUGCAAACAAUGCAAGACUCCCGUGGUUCCAAGAAGCAAGAAGGUUAAUGCGAGCAAGAGCUGAUGCCUGCCGCCAGUGGAUGUUCCCAGAAUGCAAUUCUGUCAGGGGCAGUCAUCAUUGUUGGGGAUUGGGGGGGUGAGGCAGAGCAUAUGGGAUUGUAGAGUGGGGACCACUGACAAUUUGCCCAAGCCCAGGAUGCACAUCACUGAUUUUGUUCAAAACAGAAGCACUGGCUCACCUCAGCACUUGUUCAGGCUACCUCUUUAGUCUGCAGCUGCAACAUUAGUGUUCCUUGAUGAGGUUUCACUGCCAAGGCCUCUGAAGAUUGGUCAGUGGAGAGUUUCUCUACUCUGUGUUGCAAAGGUGUGUGUACUUUUUCUAUUGUUUUAUAACAAGAGGAUUUGAAUCAGUCCCUAGCUAACACGCCAAAAUCCCCUUUUGCGACCCUGGAAACUAGCCACCCUUCAAAUGAACCAUGUACUGACUGGUGGAUGGCAGACCCCUCCAGCGUGGCCAUUUUGCAAUGCCUGUGGUAAGCUGGGGGUCUUGAGUAGUGCUGAUGGGACAUUUGCUUAAUAGACAACUACCUGCCUUGACCAUUCAGCCCGGACAGCUGGGAGUUUACCAGGUCUUCCCCUAUAUCUGUCCUUGCCUCUUGGUUGAGGUUCUUGCAGACCUUGUAAUUUUGCAGUGUUUCAUUAGUGGUUGUGUGAAAAUUGUCCAUUGGCAAAAAACCAAACGAAACAGGAAGCUCUGCAUAGCUUUCCCUUCCGUGUUAGCAGUGCCAUUAGUGCUCAUGGUUCCUCUUGCCCUACCCGUACAUAUUUUGCUGCUUCUCCAAACUAAAAAUACAAAGAGGGCAAGCAUACCAUGGGCCUGUAAAUUAGGCAUUUACAUUUUUGCACUAUCAACUUCUCCCUUCUUACUAAAACACAUAUGCUGGAUCUAAACGCUUAAGAAGUUGUCAUCUUAAACUUUUCCAUUUUGAAUCAGAAUGAAAAAAAAGUGUUGACCAUACAAUUAUUCAAUUUAUUUUGUGAGAAGAUAACAGCUUUGAAUUAUUAUUUUAAUUAUUUUUCUCAGAUAAUGUUAUCCCCUGGUGGCUUUUUUUCAAGAAAAAGCUUCAGGAAUAACAAUUAAUACUUUUUUGCAGCAAACUCUUAACAUAUAAUAAAAAAAGAGUUGAAGAGGACCAUUUGCCUGGCUGAAUUUGGCCAAUUUUAUAUAUGUAGAAAGCUAC
Molecule: messenger RNA, 2169 nt
Organism: Candoia aspera
Lineage: Eukaryota; Metazoa; Chordata; Lepidosauria; Squamata; Candoiidae
Gene: SLC25A19
Product: solute carrier family 25 member 19
Exons: 6
Coding region: 2-976 (324 amino acids)
Biological process (GO): thiamine pyrophosphate transmembrane transport
Cellular component (GO): mitochondrial inner membrane
Molecular function (GO): thiamine transmembrane transporter activity
Source: RefSeq, a predicted model, not a curated record